Xyrauchen texanus (razorback sucker) is the source of this 1482-nucleotide messenger RNA. RefSeq names its product methyl-CpG-binding domain protein 2-like. The record is from RefSeq and is a predicted model, not a curated record. Lineage: Eukaryota; Metazoa; Chordata; Actinopteri; Cypriniformes; Catostomidae. The transcript has 7 exons. Bases 215 to 1012 code for a protein of 265 amino acids. Gene Ontology annotation, molecular function: DNA binding.
GCCGCGAUUACACGCGGAUCACACGCAGAUUAUGAUCGCGGAGUUCGCGUCAACGGAUCACGAUUGAACCGCGUCACCGAACAGAACCGGCGCGUUCGGCGAGAGGCUUUAACCGGGAGAUUGUCAUCUGGUUUAAGUAGCACUCUAGUGGCUAACUCCACUAGCGCGCGGACAGCGGAAAUUAACACUUCCGAUCGAGCUGAUCGAUCAAUCAAUGAUCAUGGAGCGGAAGAGGACGGAUUGCCCGGCGCUUCCACCCGGCUGGAAGAAGGAAGAAGUGAUCCGGAAGUCCGGGCUGAGCGCUGGGAAGAGUGAUGUGUAUUAUUACAGUCCUACAGGAAAGAAGUUCAGGAGUAAGCCGCAGUUGUCCCGUUACCUCGGCAACACUGUGGAUCUGGGAUGUUUCGACUUUCGCACGGGCAAAAUGAUGCCUGGCAAAAUGCAGAAGAACAAACAGAGACUGCGCAGCGACAACCUCAACAUGAUAAAGGGGAAGCUGGAUCUGAACACCGCUCUCCCCAUCAGACAAACAGCAUCCAUCUUCAAGCAGCCCGUCACUAAAGUGGUCAGUCAUCCAAACAACAAAGUGAAAACAGACCUGCAGAAAGCCACAGAACAACCUCGACAGCUCUUCUGGGAGAAGCGUUUGAAGGGUUUGAGAUCUUCAGAUGUGACGGAGGAAGUGCUCAGGACUAUGGAGCUGCCCAAAGGUUUACAAAGUAUCGGCCCAGACUCGUCAGACGAGACACUUCUUUCAGCGAUCGCGAGUGCACUACACAUGAGCUCAGCUCCAAUCACCGGCCAGACGUCCACAGCGGCGGAGAAGAACCCCGCCAUUUGGCUCAACUCCUCGCAGCCACUGUGUAAAGCCUUCACUGUCACCGAUGAAGACAUCCGGGAGCAGGAGCUGAAGGUCCAUCAGGCCCGCCGCUGUCUGGAGGAUGCUCUGAUGGCCGACAGUGUGGCUCGAGCUGCUGAAUCCACCAGAGACAUGAAGGGACGAGCGGCAUAAAGAUCACUGCAGAUUUCUCUGUGCACUGGAGUCACCCACCCACCCACCUCAGUGGACUUCCCCAAAACGAUGAUGUCAUCAGUCUGCAUCAACAGCAGCUGAAUCGAGAACCCAAAUAGCUUCAACCAAGGCCUUUUCAUCCAGAGCAAAUAUGUUCCUGUACAUAUCUACAUAUAAUUGAGAACAAUGCUUAUUUUGUGUCCGAGAGACGUUAUUAGACAUUAAAGCUUUUUAUGCGGGCAACUACGGAGCGAUACUUAAUCAAAUCAGGUUACCGUUUGCUAUAUUUGUAUUGUACAUUUGUGUUUGGUGUCGUUGAUUGUACGGGAUGUGCUCUCUUCAGGGUUUGUAACAAUUGUAAUGCAAUUGCAACGUUUGAAUGAAAACGGCUUAUUUAAGAAAAGAUUUUAUACCUUGAGAUUAAUGUGUGCAUUUCUUGCCUCAUUCUACAGGAAAUAAAUGAUUAUAUU